Molecule: messenger RNA, 2511 nt
Organism: Thelazia callipaeda (thelaziosis nematode)
Lineage: Eukaryota; Metazoa; Nematoda; Chromadorea; Rhabditida; Thelaziidae
Source: the annotation of a GenBank genome assembly
AUGGCAACUAUUUUUUUCCUGGUUGCCAGUAUAAUAAGCAGGUUUCGGAAUAUCUUGGAUCAUUUUAUCAUUGCUUUUCUGAUAAUAAUUGUUGCAAACGUGCCUCAAGGCCUUCCAGCUAUGGUAAUUUCACAGCUAGCGAUUAUAGGUCGACGAUUAGCCAGCAAAAAUGUUUAUAUCAAGAAAUUGGAUGUUAUUAGCGAACUUGGUGCAACUACUGUAGUAGCUGUCGACAAGACUGGAACUAUUACACAGAAUUUGAUGGUACUUACUGAUCUUUGGUACAAUCGAAAGUAUCAGUUAGAUCACAAAUUUAUGAAUGAUCCCAAAAGUCAUGAUCAAAAUUAUGAACAUUCUGAAUGCAAGCAGCCAUUAUCUGAUAUGUUUGCUGUGAUGAGCAUUUGCAAUCGCGCACAUUUUGAGCAUAUUGACAAAUUGCCUACUUCGAGAAAACCACUUCAAGAUGCAACUUCUAUGGAAACGUUGCAAGGAGGCCCAAUUAAUAAGCGGUUUACUGUACUGUUAGUUGAUACUAAUGAAGAUGGCACUUUACAAAAUAUUAUCAUUAUCACUAAUUUUUGCCGAGAUUCUAUUACUGGAAAGCCAAGCCCUGUAUUCAGUAAGCAAAAUGACUUAAUCAGAAUCAAAGUAUCUAAUAAAGCCGAGCAGAUAAAAGAGCAUCAAACUAGCAGUAAUACAUUUGAACAAAAUCACAUCUAUGGCUCUCCUUCAGAUGUAGCAUUACUUCGCUAUGUAGAAAUGUUUCUGUCCGUAAACCGAAUACGCUCUAAUUAUUUUUUUCAGAAGGUUUUUGACAUGCCAUUCAAUUCUGUCCGUCGCUACCAUUUAGUAAUUGCACGAGACCUCACGCAAGAAUCAGAAAAUGCAAAAAAUGAGCCAAAUAUUGUUGUGAAAUUUGUGAUUAUGAUAAUUGGUGCACCAGAAGUUGUAUUAGACUGUUGUACUUUUUUACAAAUUGAUCAGGAGCAAAUACCAAUUGAUGAGGACCUUCGACAAGAAUGCCAAGCUGCUUGGGAACAUUUUGGUAACGAGGGAAAACGAGUUUAUGCGUUUGGCAUGAAACGCAUCACUGCUGACAUAAAUUUCAAAUUUACAUCUUCAAACGUAGAAUUAGCUCAAUUAACAUUUCUUGGAAUGGCAGCCCUGAUGGAUCCACCAAGAGAUGAUGCUGCAAAUGCGAUAAAACAAUGCAAAGAAGCUGGAAUCAAAGUCUAUAUGAUCACGGUUUUAAUAUUUUUAUGCGAUCACCCCACAACUGCAAUGGCCAUUGCUCGAAAAAUUGGGCUUAUUGGCAGCAGCGAUGAAAUGGUUGAGUCAAGCAGUCGAGAACGUGUAAAGUUAAGCGUUAUCGAGGCAAAAGAAAUUAAUUGGAGUGUUGUAGUGGGCAAUGAUGUGGAUAAUAUGGAUAAAAAUGGAUGGAAUAAAUUAUUUAAAAAGAAAUACAUUGUUUUUGCAAGGACAAAUUCCCGUCAGAAACUUCGAAUUAUUGAGGAAUGCCAAAAACGUGGAGAAAUAGUUGCUGUAACGGGUGAAGGUGUUAGCGAUGCCCAAGCAUUAGCAUCUGCAAAUAUUGGUAUUGCUAUGGGUAUUACAGGUAGUGAUAUAGCCAAGCAAUCAGCAGAUAUUAUUUUAACAGACGAUAACUUUGCUUCAAUCGUAAAAGGUAUAGAAGAAGGACGAUUGUUAUUCGACAAUUUGCGCCUUUCAUUAGCAUAUACUUUGACUCAUCUUUGGCCUGAAAUAUUCCCUGUUAUUUUGCAAUUUACACUUUACUUACCACUAGCAUUGUCACCUCUGCAAAUUCUCAGUAUUGAUCUAGCUAGUGAAUUACCACCAUCAAUCUCGUUAGCAUAUCAGUCACCGGAAAGUGAUAUUAUGAGAGUUCCCCCGCGACAUCCCAAUGAUCGUCUUUUAUCUCGACCACUUAUUAUUUAUUCAUUUGCUUUUGCUGGUACAAUAAUUACUACUGGAUGUAUCGUGUCGUUUUUCUCUGUCUACUGGUAUCACAACAUCAAAGUAAAAGAUUUACUUUUUACUGCUGAGAAUUAUUGGUCUGCAGAUGCUGGAAACUUUACAACUUCUGAAGGACAAAUAUUUUCAGCGUCGGAACAAAUGUUUAUCAAAGGUCAAGCUGCAGCAGCAUGGCAAAUUACUUUAGUACUUUCUCAGAUUUUUCAUUUAUAUAUGUGUGCGACACGUCGAACAUCGUUUUUCCGUCAAGGUAUUACAAAUUUGGUAUCAUUUUUUGCAGUUAUUAUCGAACUUUUAUUGCUUAAUUUGUUUAUUUAUACUCCAUUCGCACAAUCCUUCAUGGAAACCCAAUCGCCUCCAAAUCAGUAUAUCCAUUUACAUAAUUUUUAUUGCUUUCAAUUUCCGGUUUGGCUUUAUGGUAUCAUUGCUGGCAUAAUUUUGCUCAUAUUCACAGAACUACGCAAAUUCUGUAUUAGACAAUGGCCAACGAAUCCUUUGAUUAAAUUUAUAGUUUUCUGA